AAUUGCGAUGAGAGGUUGGGAGUGCUGGAAAAGAAAAUGGCUGAGCUACAAGAAGAGAACUCGUACCUGACGACCCGGCUCUGGGACAUUACCGAGGCUGUUCAAAGUCUGCUCAAGGAGAAAGGAAGCUCCAAGCUAAAAGAACAGAAACAAAUCAUCUCAUUCUCAGCACACGCCGCGUCGAACAUCCCAUUUCUAAAGGAUGCUGACGUCAUAGUCUUUGAUGACGUGCUGGUCAACAACGGUGGGGCCUACAACCCCAGGAGUGGCAUCUUCACGGUGCCAGUGUCCGGCGUCUACCUGUUCACAGCAACCAUCGUCUCCGGGUUCAACACCACCAUCGAGACGAUGAUCACCCUGAACGGACAAGAAGUGAGCCGAGUCUUCUCGGGGGCGUUCGGCAACCGUGGCUCGGGCACCAACUCGGUGGUUCUCAACCUGAGGGAGGGGGAUGACGUCUGGGUGGCCCUUUUCUACGGCAAUGGGAACUACGUUCAUGGGAAAUGGAGUAGUUUUACGGGGACGUUGAUAGAGACAUACUAGGGUCAUUCAUGUAUUAUACUAGAGUCAUUAAUAGAAACACUGUAGGAUUAUAUAUACAUAUAAACGGCAAUGGGAACUACGUUCAUGGGAAAUGGAGUAGUUUUACGGGGACGUUGAUAGAGACAUACUAGGGGCGUUCAUAUUAUAU
Physella acuta is the source of this 691-nucleotide messenger RNA. RefSeq names its product complement C1q tumor necrosis factor-related protein 2-like. Gene Ontology annotation, molecular function: protein binding. NCBI's taxonomy places the organism in Eukaryota, Metazoa, Mollusca, Gastropoda, Physidae. The record is from RefSeq and is a predicted model, not a curated record.